This is a messenger RNA of Seriola dumerili (greater amberjack), 3350 nucleotides long. RefSeq names its product breast cancer metastasis-suppressor 1 like (gene brms1la). Gene Ontology annotation, molecular function: histone deacetylase binding. The record is from RefSeq and is a predicted model, not a curated record. The coding region runs from base 151 to 939 and encodes 262 amino acids. The transcript has 9 exons. NCBI's taxonomy places the organism in Eukaryota, Metazoa, Chordata, Actinopteri, Carangiformes, Carangidae. Gene Ontology annotation, cellular component: Sin3-type complex. Gene Ontology annotation, biological process: negative regulation of transcription by RNA polymerase II.
UGCGAUUUGUUUUUAGCUUAGCUGGGGCACGAGUGAAAUUGGAAACGAGGGAAAAAUACGUUUAAGCUUACUUUCUCUGAGAUUGGUUUUAUCUAAGUAUUGUGGCAAACGUCCAGCACCUCCUGAUCUUUCUGAAGCUGAUUUGCUGCCAUGCCGGUGCACCGUGACCGGGAGAAGAAGGAGAGUACAGCAGAGGAGAUGGAAGUGGAAGACCAGGAGCAGGAGGCGUCCAGCUCAGAGGAGGAGGAUUCUGACACCUCCUCUGUCUCUGAGGAUGGAGACAGCUCAGAAAUGGAUGAGGAGGACUGUGAGCGGAGGAGGAUGGAGUGUCUGGAUGAAAUGUCCAACCUGGAGAAACAGUUCACUGAUCUAAAAGACCAGCUAUAUCGUGAGCGUCUCAGUCAAGUGAACAGCAAGCUGGCAGAGGUGGAGGCUGGCCGGGCAGCAGAAUAUCUGGAGCCUCUGGCAGUAUUGCUGGAGAACAUGCAGGUCCGCACCAAAGUUGCAGGAAUCUACAGAGAGUUGUGUCUGGAGUCUGUGAAGAACAAGUAUCAGUGUGAGAUCCAGGCAGCAUGCCAGCACUGGGAGAGUGAGAAGCUGCUGCUGUUUGACACUGUUCAGAAUGAACUGGAGGAGAAAAUUAGACGACUGGAGGAGGACAGACACAGCAUUGACAUUACAUCAGAGCUGUGGAAUGACGAGUUGUCAGGGAGGAAGAAGAGGAGAGAUGCUUUAAGUCCAGACAAGAAGAGGAGAAGACCUUCAGUGGUGUCUGGCCCAUAUAUUGUCUAUAUGCUACCUGACUUGGACAUACUGGAGGACUGGACAGCCAUCAGAAAGGCCGUGGCCACGCUGGGUCCCCACAGAGGGAAGAGUGAUGCUGACGGCUCUGUGUUCCCAUUCAGACCAGACAGAAACAGACCCAUACUAAACUGCUGAAGCACACACACAGCGGAGCAUUUGUUCUGAUUCUUCCCACAAUCCACUACACUGCUCAGCUAACAGUGACACCAGUCGGUAAGCUGCAUCUCGUGCCAACAGGCACACACAACAAGGACUCACGGGUUCGAAUCCCCUUAAAGAACAAACAGGAAUAGAAGCGUCAUGUUAGUUACCAGUACUUCCAUUCAGAUUUAUUUUGUCUGUACCAGUUUCUGUCCCUCAGAUAGGAAAGGGUUUUCUCUGUUCUAUCUAUAAUUCCAAAAUGAUGUAUGAUAUAAACCAUUAACGAAAAAUGUGAUACCCAGAGUUCAAUCUAUAUGGGGUUUUUAAAGAUGGAAAGUAUCACGGGACACUAAAACUAUCGAAAUCAAGGUUUUAUUGGCCAAUGCUUUGAAUACUCCUAAAACUCCUAGUGGCACACAAAAUGACCCCUGGUAUGAAGUUAGAACAUGAUUUAAGAUUUCCGAUCUACGUGUUAGAUGUCUACUACAUUAUUUCAGACAGUGUUUUUCUAAGUUUGACCUCUGAGCAUUAGAUCACAGAUUUCUUUUCUUCAAAGUAGGCGUCACAUGUGGGAUUGAAAUCUUUGUGAUAAUCGUUGGCAAAUGGUUUUCAGUUCUUGUUUACAUAUUGAACAGAUCCAUCCACUUGGGUCUACUUAAAGUAAAGUUUAACGACCUAGUAUCUGGUGAGGCUGCUUAUGUCUUUCCACAUUGGCGUAAAGACACAUUUUUAUACAAUCUAGUUAACAGCUGCGGUGCACCGUUGCCUAGAACUGGUCAACGGUGAAUGUGACAGUGUGUUUUUUUUUUUUUUAAACAAGCUCAAUCUGACAUGGACGCUGUAAGACAGGCACACCUUGAGUCAUGGAUGGUUUUCCCAGUUGUCCGAAUAUUACAAUCACUAGCAGUUCAAAUGUCUUUGCAAACAUUUAAAUAUGAGUUUUAUUUGACAAUACUUGAGCAUUCAGAAGAUUUUCCUUCCUGGAGUAUUCAAACAAGUGUGUCAUUGUAAGUUUGAGAUUUUUAAUGUUAAACUUAGCAGGUUAUUGACGAAGCUUCCAGUAAAAUGUGGGGAAAUCCUGGUUUAUAUAUGAAUCUUGUCCAUUGUGCCAUGAUAUAUUUUAAACUUUUCUACCUUUUGUUUAUGUGGAUCGGUUUUAAUGUUAAUUGUAUGAGACUAUUGAUUAUGCUUUGUUAUGAUGUUUUGAAUUCGAUGAUUUGAGUUAGGUAAUCAUAUGACAUGUUUGUACAGUUUUUUGUUGUUUCAGAAAGCAGUCAGCAGUGCCUACAUUUGAAGUGAAGUUCAGUUCAAUUUCAUCAUGUUCUGUUGUUAUAGUCGUGCAUCUUGCAUUCGAGGAGUUACAGUUUGGUUGCUGCGACAAACUCUGCGAUAACUUAAACUCGUAUUGAUAGCAGUAAUUAAAAUGCAAGAUAAGGAAAUAAAUAUUUCAAGAUAUUGUUGUGUGUAUAUGAGAUAGAAACAGAGUUAAGUCAACACAUUUAGAAAGGAAUAAUGUUUCAGAUCGUCCUGUCCUGAAGCUCAAAUUCAUUAAGAGAUUAGAUUUCUACUGGACACUUAGAUUUCAAACCAGCAACAUUUGUGCACCAGCAUCUCACUUGGUAAUAUAAUGAGUAGUGGGGUAAGACCAUAUACAGUGUCAAUGGAUACCUGAUAUUUUUUCAUCUUUUCUUGCCCUCACUGAACCCUUUCAUAAUAAUACUAUUUGUUUAUUACAGCUGGUUAUUUUAAUGCUGAUCACCAAAUUUCUCUCUUUUUUUUUUUUUUAUUAACCACUACAUCAGCAAUCGUAAUUGUAAUGUGUCAAUGAUGCAACGACACGGUAACAAUGUUAACAAAAGGAUUUUAACGGCCACAAUCAACAUGAGAAGGGGUGAGGUAAAGUCCCAAGGUAUCUCUUUAAAGCUGUUUUUCACCAGGUGUUGUUACAUUCUCUGCUUAUUGUAUCUACCUCUUCUCUCUUUCUGUCUCUCCGUCAAGCUCCUGUGAAAAAUACUCACAAACACGUAAAUGCUUCCAUUUUUACCACCAUCCUGACAAGAAUUGAUUUUGUUAUUUCAGUGUAUUGCUGGUUUAUAUGGCCGUGAUUCAUGCAGGUUCGUCAGGAUGUGUUUUUUUUUUUUUUUUUUAAUAGAUGGAAAAGGAACCAAACCAUGUUCUUCCAAUAACCCUUCACAGAUACAACCCACUGUUUAUACAGGAUGAUAAACAAACUGUCAUUUAAUAGUACAGAUUUUUAUAUACUGGUUUUUGAAGAUUAAGGUGGCGGGGAUGUGAAAUACUCAGAUUGAUAUUUUUCGACAGUUUCUGUUGAGUAAUGUGUCAGGUACAUUUGUGUCUUUUGUUAACGAUGUGGACGGGUUUUACAAUUAAACGUUUUAUAAUUA